GGACGACCCGCUCCGCCUUCACAGCCCAGGAAAACGUACAAUAGGGUCUCCCGAUAUGGUAUGCCCUUCCUCGAUGCCGUCCUCUCCGUGUUCGUGAGCCGACGCCAUGGGGAUGAAUGCGGCCGCGAGGGCUAAUACGGUCGUCGUCGCGGCGGCUGCUGGGAGAGGAGGGAGUCGAGAAAGGAGGCCGUGUCGGGCGGCGGCGGGGGCGAAAGCGACGCUGCUGCCGCCGCCGCCGCCGGGCUGGCGCGACGAGUGGAGAGUCAUGGUCGCGACGUUUUUUCUUCUUCGUCGUCCUGUUUCGUAUCGAGCCGACCAGCUGGGGUAGGCCCCUGGCGGGCGUCAAAGGGCGGUGGCGUGUUCAGGGGCAGCCGUCGAGUCGGGUCGGGGGCGUUGUGGGUCGGGGCGUUGUGUGUCGGGGCGUUGUGUGUCAGGACACGCGGUUCUGGGCUGAUGCCACUGCGACGGUGGGAUGGGACAGCAGCAGGACAAUCGAAUGUCUGCCGCCGGAGCUGCUUGGAACGGAUGAAGUAAAAAUGAGCGUAUGGCGUGCAGUGCAGUGCGUCGGUCGUGCGUGGUUGGCGCAGCAGGAAUGGCGAUCGAUCCGUCCGGCCUUUUCGGAAGUCGAGUCGAGGAAAAGUGUUGCGGUGAUUGCCUGCCUUGGCCCUCCUUGCCUGCCACCUGGCUUGACUCCAGGGGGCACCAGCAACAGUCGGCAGCCUGAGGCGGGAGCGUGCGUGCCGCAUGAUUGGCCAAUGGCAGCCGUGGCCGCGGGCCUCGGGUCUCGGCAUGCUGCUGGCUUGCUGGGCGGUGCCUGGAGCGAUGCAGCUGCCCAUUCCAGGGACGCGAGUUCAUGCUUCGCCUCGUCUUUUGUUGUCAAAAAAGACGAGCUUAUAACUAAUAACAACCCGUACACGGUGUUAGCAUUUUUAGACCUCGGGCCGUUGACAUAGACACAUGUGCAAGGUGUCAAGGUUCCCAAUAUGCAUGUUCAAUGU
Molecule: messenger RNA, 998 nt
Organism: Lasiosphaeria miniovina
Lineage: Eukaryota; Fungi; Ascomycota; Sordariomycetes; Sordariales; Lasiosphaeriaceae
Exons: 1
Coding region: 117-953 (278 amino acids)
Source: RefSeq, a predicted model, not a curated record